Molecule: messenger RNA, 1635 nt
Organism: Musca domestica (house fly)
Lineage: Eukaryota; Metazoa; Arthropoda; Insecta; Diptera; Muscidae
Product: 23 kDa integral membrane protein
Exons: 5
Coding region: 144-830 (228 amino acids)
Cellular component (GO): membrane
Source: RefSeq, a predicted model, not a curated record
UUCAUUCUAAAUUUCAAAUCGCGUGAAGGUGGUCGUGCUGUCAUAUUUGUUUGCGGUAGUGUCUGUAACGGUACGGUUCAACAAGUUUUGAAAGGGAGAAUUUGCUCAAGUAGCUUUUUGAAGAUAAUCAAAAAAACGCCAACAUGGAUUGUGGAACCACGUUUGCCAAAUAUGUUCUCUUUAUAUUCAAUGCCAUCGUGUCGAUUCUUGGCAUUUUGGUGAUUGUAUUUGGCGUCUUGAUUUUGAAUAGCAUUGGCAUGAUAGAGGUUGAUGGCCAAACCGGAUUCCCACCUCAGGCUGCCAUGCCAAUUGGUAUGAUUACCAUUGGUUCUAUUGUGGUAUUCAUUUCAUUUUUGGGCUGCUGCGGUGCCAUUCGUGAAGAUGUCUGCAUGACAAUGUGCUAUGCUGUACUGAUGCUGAUAUUGCUUAUCAUCCAAUUGAUCGUUGUAGUUCUGCUGUGGACCAACCAAGACAAAAUUGAAACCGCCAUGGAUAAUGUUAUCGAAAGUGCAUGGCAGUCGGAAGUUCGUGAAGCAGGUGUAUUCGAAGUUGUACAAAAAUCGCUCAAAUGUUGCGGUGUCAACAGUGCCGCUGAUUAUGCUCUUAAUGGCCGUAUUCCACCAAAAUCAUGCUGCCCUGCAGAUGAGACCUGCAUCGUUAUCAACUACUAUCCUGGCUGCAAAAAGGAAGCCCGCAAAUUCAUAACAGGCAGUUCCGAAAAAGCCAAAUACUUUGGCCUGGGCUUAAUUGUUGUUGAGCUCGUUGGUUUCAUAUUUGCUUGCUGUCUGGCUAAUAAUGUACGCAACAGUAAGCGACGAAACGCUUACUAAUUUGGAAAGCAAUGAAGGUCAACUAAUUCUAAUACCAACAUUGCCCCCCAAAAACAACAUGCAACAAGAAACAAAGUUUUUCCUCAAGUAAUUUUUUACGCACACAAUGGAUUUUCCACAGAAAUAAGAGAUAUAUAGAUUGUUACGUUAUAUACAUACCGGCAUACCUGUAAACAAACCAAUAGAAUACAAAAAGAAAAAUCGAAAACUACCAAAAUUACACAUAUAUACAAACAAAAACACAAAUACACACUUAUAUACCACAUUAAUUGAUAUAUGUAGAUACAAAUGUAUAUCAGUGAAUCUCCUAUGUUAUUUUUUGUAAUAGAUUUACAGAGAACCAUUUACACAUACGUUGAAUAUAUAACGGAAGAGGAUGUAUUACCAAUCCAUGAAUUAAUUAUUCUUUAUUAUCUGCUGUAUAUUAAAUAUUGUUUUAUAAUUAGUAUUUAUGCAAAGAACGAAAACAAAGAAGAAGUAUACAAUGAAUUUCUUUACUUUAUUAAACACGUAUAUGUACAUAUUUACAUGUAUUGAUAGAACACAUCUUUUGUAUGUUUGUAUUCCAUUUGUAUUUUUUUGUAUGUACGCCAAAAUCUCCCUCCAAUCUCAAAUGGCUUAUAUUAAAAUUCACAAAAUAAAAUUCAUGUUAUUUUCUCUAUUAAACCUUUUCUAUUUGUAUCCCUUUUCUGUCAUUGUAUUUUUUAAGAAAUCUCAACAUUUUUAUACCAACACUUAACAUCUUAAUGAAUUAAAUGAUGAAAUAAUAAUCUCGAAGCACAAUAAACAUAAAAGGGAAAUACAA